UCAAGAUGUGCUCAGGGUGCAAAACGAUGGGAUACUGCUCGAAGGAGAGGUCUGACUGGAAAGACCACAAGCCCAGCUGCCGGGGCACACAGACGGGUGUCCCCGCGCCUGGGCGCAACCCUGUUAUCAAGGUCGCGGAGCGCAUGGCACAGGACCCAGACAUCAUGUGUCUCAUCGACGGCAUCCUCAUCUACACUCUCGACCUGAUCCACCACCCCGAGAAUGCAGCAAACUACGCCGUGGCGAUCGCCGCGCACGUCGAGUACACCGACGUCUUCGUCGCGCGGCAACGCAUCAUGGCCAUGAUGGCCGGGCGCGAGCCCCCGCCGCUGCCCAAGAAGAUCCCAAAGCUCUUUCAGAUCAGCAAGACCGCGAUGAUCGAAAACAAGUCUGUACCGGAAGGAUUGGACAAGAACAGGGACGAGCAGAGAAGGCUGUUGCAAGAGCGUGGUUACAUGCUGGAUGACUCGGAGAAGCCCGAGUACCUCGUCCGCGCGUUUCUGGUCCCUGAGAACCACAGCCUGGCGACGUUCUACUUUACGCGGUACAUCAACCAGGACAUGCUGGACGAGGCGGCAAAAUGGACCAAAUACGAGGACAGCGGCAUGACAGAGACUACUGAUCCCGCGGAUACCGAAUACCUCAUUAAGAUGUUCGACCUGAGAGCUCUCGAGGACCCUGAGAUGAACAAGAAAUUGACUAUCAUGGUGGAACCCGACGAGAGGUAGAAUUGCCGUGUCGCAGCUUAUCUUAGCACACCGAGCACACAAUGCUAUUCGCGAGACUCCAAGGAGGUAUGAGUACAAGCCAAGACAUCCCGGUGCACGCGUCGCCAGGUCUAGCCACGCAUCGGCAAUUCUCAGGCUUAGUAGCUUGAGAUCGUUCGCACAGAGCAGGCCUCGGUCGCACGCACAAGUACAACAGAAAAGAUAUCGUAUAAUAUUAGAAUUGUCGUAACGGUCAUGAUAUGCUCUAAUGAUACAUGUUACGAAGCUAUGUAUAGAUGGAAAUGCUGUUGUCGUACACACCCUGUCCAUUGUGAGAAGUCUCCAAGUUCACGGUACUCCCGCACUCCCUCUCUCCUCCUUCGACCGCAACCGCAUGUACGCCGUCCCAAUGAACAACGCCCAAGCAAAGAAGAUCGCCAUAGCCGAAAUCGCCGCAAAAACUUCGCCCCGCCGCAAAACAGCCUUGGACGUCCUCAGGUGAG
Messenger RNA from Rhodofomes roseus, 1210 nucleotides. RefSeq lists its product as uncharacterized. The transcript is spliced from 6 exons. The record is from RefSeq and is a predicted model, not a curated record. NCBI's taxonomy places the organism in Eukaryota, Fungi, Basidiomycota, Agaricomycetes, Polyporales, Fomitopsidaceae. Bases 6 to 728 code for a protein of 240 amino acids.